This is a messenger RNA of Pygocentrus nattereri (red-bellied piranha), 4287 nucleotides long. RefSeq names its product solute carrier family 7 member 3a (gene slc7a3a). The transcript is spliced from 11 exons. Gene Ontology annotation, molecular function: amino acid transmembrane transporter activity. The coding region runs from base 1 to 1935 and encodes 644 amino acids. The record is from RefSeq and is a predicted model, not a curated record. Gene Ontology annotation, cellular component: plasma membrane. Lineage: Eukaryota; Metazoa; Chordata; Actinopteri; Characiformes; Serrasalmidae. Gene Ontology annotation, biological process: amino acid transport; transmembrane transport.
AUGGUGGAUAAAAUGGCCUCUGUAGGGCGUAUGCUACUGCGUCGCCGUGUACUGGACUGUUCGGGGGAGGAAACCCGCUUUGCCCGUUGCUUGUCCACUCUUGACCUGGUUGCCCUGGGCGUGGGCUCCACACUUGGAGCUGGGGUGUAUGUGCUGGCUGGAGAAGUGGCAAGGGAGAAGGCUGGCCCUGCUAUCGUUCUUUGCUUUCUAGUGGCUGCUCUCUCGUCUAUGCUGGCAGGACUUUGCUAUGCAGAGUUCGGCGCUCGAGUUCCUAAGACAGGCUCGGCAUACCUCUACAGCUACGUAACGGUGGGAGAAAUCUGGGCCUUCAUUACUGGCUGGAACCUCAUUCUCUCCUACGUUAUUGGUACUGCCAGUGUGGCUCGAGCGUGGAGCUCCACCUUUGAUAACCUGAUAGAGCAAAAGAUUUCCAGCUUCUUCAAAUCUUUUAUGGCUAUGAAAGUUCCAGGCAAUGUGCUUGCUGAGUACCCAGACCUCUUCGCACUUGUUCUCAUUUUGCUACUGACUGGUCUACUUGCAUUUGGAGUGAGCGAGUCUGCACUAGUGAACAAGAUCUUCACUGGCAUCAACCUGGUGGUGUUGGGCUUUGUCAUCAUGUCUGGUUUUGUAAAGGGCAAUACAGCGAACUGGAAUCUCACUCUUGACAAUUUUAUCAAUGAUACCAACAUCACGUCACCAGAGAAAGUGGAGAACUCAUUUGGAAGUGGAGGUUUCGCACCAUUUGGCUUCAGUGGCAUUCUGUCUGGUGCUGCCACCUGUUUCUAUGCCUUCGUGGGUUUUGACUGCAUUGCUACCACAAGUGAGGAAGCCAAGAAUCCAAUGCGUUCCAUCCCAGUGGGAAUAGUGGCCUCUCUGCUCAUCUGUUUCUUUGCCUAUUUUGGUGUGUCGGCUGCGCUUACCCUCAUGAUGCCCUAUUACAAGCUCAACACUCAAAGCCCCCUGCCAGAGGCUUUCAGUUAUGUGGGUUGGGCCCCAGCCCGCUACAUAGUGGCUGCGGGUUCACUCUGUGCCUUAUCGACCAGUCUAUUGGGCUCCAUGUUCCCCAUGCCGCGAGUGAUCUACGCCAUGGCAGAGGACGGGCUGCUGUUUCGUGCUCUCUCUAGCAUGAACAAGCGCACCAAAACUCCACUGAUGGCCACUGUGGUGUCUGGAUUUGUAGCAGCACUCAUGGCUUUCCUCUUUGACCUGGCUGCGCUGGUUGACCUCAUGUCCAUUGGGACAUUGCUGGCAUACUCUUUGGUCGCUGUGUGUGUUCUCAUUCUCAGGUACCAGCCAGGCACCCUGAACUCCUCCAGUCAGAGCGAGAAGCUGGUGGAGUUGGUGGGAGGAGAAAAGGUGGCUGUUUCUGGAGACAGUGGAGAUGAAUACAGUCCAGACUCAGAGGAUCAUAUUCCAAGGGAGAAAUUUUUUGCAAAACUGCUCUUGUUUCCCUCCAGGGACGUUCCAACCAAGAUGUCUGGAACUAUUGUCUAUGCCACAACCGCAAUUAUCUCGGUGUUGAUUACUUUGCUGUGUGUGGUGCUGGCUGUGAAUCUGGAUGAGCUGCUGGUGGGCCAUCCCAUAUGGGUAACUGUGUGUAUCGUUCUGGCAUUGCUCUGCUUCUUCUGCGUCAUCAUCAUCUGGAGGCAGCCUGAGAGCAAGGAGGCUCUCACCUUCAAGGUGCCUUUGCUGCCCUGGCUGCCUCUGUUCAGUGUUUUUGUCAACAUCUACCUAAUGAUGCAGCUUGACCUGGCUACAUGGUGCCGCUUUGCAGUAUGGAUGGGCAUUGGUUUUCUGAUCUACUUCUUAUAUGGCAUCUGGAACAGCACAGAGGCCCUGAACAGUAAACAGCGCAAAUACGUCCCAAGCACCAAGAAUAAGAGUCCAAUCUACUUAGGAGGUGAUGAGAGUGAGGUAGAGGGGAUUUCUCCCUGAUAAAGACAAAAGCAGUUUGUCUCUUCUAUGAAGUACUACAGCUCCCUAGUGAAGACUGCAGAUUCAGUGUGACAAAUCUAAAGGUCCAGAUUCUUACUCUGUAGGGCGUUUCUCCAAAGCUUUAUUUAAACAAAACUAGAUUGCACUCUAUGGAAUUGAUGGAAUUACAAAAAACAAACACACAAAGCAGAAAUUUUACUUGACAUUGGUUAGCCUCUGCUCAUGCUCAUUAUGCAUUGUGCACCUCAAGUACAGAAAAGCUUGGUCAUGUGUGCUGUACUCUUCAGUACUGUAAAAUCUAAUGUCUGCGUAAACAGGGUAUUUGUGAGCAUGUGGCGGUUGUUGUUUUCGUAAUCUCAAAAUAAUCACAUUUUCAGUUAGGACUAAGGCCUCUCAGUUCAGAGUUGCUACAAAGUCCAAAAUGGUUUCCAUCCCACCCUGUGGUCUCUGUGAACACAACUGCAACAUAAUAGUGUCCUCUUGUGGCUGAUGUACAGACUGCAACUCCGGAACAAUGCUAAAUGAUGAAAGCAGAAAUCAGUACUUGGAUAUUUUAAGUUCCCACAUGAAAAACAUGUGGCUUAAGAUUUUAUUGGCACAGUGAAAAAGAACAUGCAGAUUUCUAGCGGUAAAGCUUUUAGGCUUAUGUGUGCAGUUCAUCCAAUAUUAAGACAUAAGUCUGGGCUAUGCAUUUCAGUACAUUUCAAUCAGUGCAAAAACACACAUCAGCAUUGGAAAAAUGCAGCGCUCUACUAUAUGAUGGAUUAGUACUGUAGUAUGUCUGGGCGUGUGUGUGUGUGUGUGUGUGUGUGUGUGUUUGGCAAUGGGAAACUGUCCAGUGUUAGCUUGUAUAUUAUUUCUGUCUAAUUCUGCUGUUUUAAUGCCCUUUCUUAACCAAAUGAUGAAGUGUCUACCAAAACAGAGUUAAACUACAGCAGUGUUCCUACUGGAAUAUGAAGGCAUAGACAAAAUUCAAUACUGGAAUCUUUUAAAAAUUAGCAUUUUGUUAAAGGGCCCAUAUCAUAGAAAAACAAUUUCCUUCACUUUUUUGAAAGAAAAGACGUGUAGAUAUAUACACAUUGUUAAAGUUUUCAAAUUGUACAUUCUUCUCCCCAGACCAUACAGUCUAUAUAUGGAAGCCAAGCCUGUUUUGUUGAUUUUUGUUUUUGUGAGGUCAUUAAAACUGAUCCAUCUAUUCUCUCAUAGUUUAAUCCCAGCAGUUUAGCCCUGCUGAACACUGCUGAAGUUAUAAGCAGUGUUGCAGCUUUUUGAAAGAGGCAUAAUAUAGGGCAGACAGACAGAGUUACAAAAGAGUUAAAACUAAAUGAUGACUGUUUUUGGCACAAAAAAGUAUAUAAAUGUCAUAAGUAGGCUUCAGAGAAAAAAUAAUGUAAGUUAUGGGCUCUUUAACUGCUAAUUUAAAUCCCUGUAGACUGGAAGCCAGUAGAAAAGUUGCAGCUUGCUGUGCUGAAUUAGUCUUUGGGGGUUUAAACGUUGUGGUAUAGUUUUAAAAAUACUUCAGCAUAGAAACCCUGUUUUGUGAUUAUGCUCUGUUUCCUGAACCUCCUUUUUUUAUAUUUUGCUUUAUAAAACUGGUCAACAAUCAUUUGAAGAAAUGCUGCAGUAAGACUAAAGCAAAAGUUGAAGUCCCAAAUGAAUUGGCUAUGAAUGGCCUUUGUAUCAUAUCUCAUGGUAUAGAUACUUGUGGUUUCCAUUGAAACUUUUUUUUUCUAUUGACCUCAUCUUUAUGCAUUCUAUUUUGUAGAAUUAUUUUAAUGUAGUUGAGUGGUAGUUUACUAUUGUGUAUAUAUAUAUAUAUAUAAAUAUUGAGCUAUGAUAUUGUAACAAUUGAUUUUCUUAACUUUUUUGUUUAGGUUGGUCAAAUAUUGUUAUUAUUAUUCAUGCUAUUAUGCAUUACUUGUUUAGAUAUGUAUUUUUGUAUAGCUUUACCAUCUUAAUAGUGUGUGUACAGAAAGAUGAAUUGGUUUUGUUUACAUGUUCUGUACAUGUAAAAGUGUUCACAGAUACAUUUGUGUGUUCUUCAUGGCAUUAUAUUUCAAAGCAGUGAUUUGUUUCAGUUUUGAGGCUCGUCUCUCCAAUAGAACAGUGCCUGAAAUUGAAAUGAACCCUCAAAGGCCUGACUGGCUGGUAGAUGUCAGCAGUUUCCACGCCUUUGGGAUUAAUUCAUAGAACUGUUGCUUAGAUGUUCUUUUUUUUUACAGUACAUACUAUACCUUUUAAUAUACUGUAUUUUUGUUUGUCACUGGAUUUUGUAAACUGUAAAUAUGUCAUGUCAAAUGGAGCUGUAUUUUAAAUGUCCUCUUUUUUUAAAAUAAAAUCAUUACAUUUAAA